GUUGCUUUUCCCUUCCGACUUGAACCCGAAAUCUCCUUGAAUGUAUCGGGGAAAAUCCAGAGCGGGAAGGCCUAUGUACGACGCCAGAGAGAUAUGCUAAAUCAAUGCUAUAUUUUACCCAAGGAUAUUCGGAAAAUAUCCAAGACUUGGUCAAUGGAGCAGUCUUCCAUGAAGACCACAGCGAACUCGUUAUUGUGAAAGAUAUCGAUAUCUUCUCUCUUUGCGAGCAUCAUAUGGUUCCCUUCACUGGAAAGGUACAGUACAGUCUAGACCCAAGGGUGUCGGGGUCAUUGUGGAGUGCAUUCACUUGUGCAUGACCACGCGCGGUGUUCAGAAAGUGGAAAGUUCUACAAAUACCAGUUGUAUGCUUGGCUGCAUGUUGACGAGCUCGGAGGUCAGAAGUGAAUCCAUGUCACUCCUU
This is a messenger RNA of Aspergillus campestris IBT 28561, 421 nucleotides long. RefSeq lists its product as uncharacterized. Gene Ontology annotation, cellular component: cytoplasm. Lineage: Eukaryota; Fungi; Ascomycota; Eurotiomycetes; Eurotiales; Aspergillaceae. The coding region runs from base 105 to 317 and encodes 70 amino acids. Gene Ontology annotation, biological process: tetrahydrofolate biosynthetic process; tetrahydrobiopterin biosynthetic process. The record is from RefSeq and is a predicted model, not a curated record. The transcript has a single exon. Gene Ontology annotation, molecular function: GTP cyclohydrolase I activity; zinc ion binding; GTP binding.